Molecule: messenger RNA, 1343 nt
Organism: Pieris rapae (cabbage white)
Lineage: Eukaryota; Metazoa; Arthropoda; Insecta; Lepidoptera; Pieridae
Product: dynein regulatory complex protein 9-like
Exons: 9
Coding region: 39-1217 (392 amino acids)
Biological process (GO): cilium organization
Cellular component (GO): cytoplasm; motile cilium
Molecular function (GO): protein binding
Source: RefSeq, a predicted model, not a curated record
UAUAGCGUUUUCAUCGUUAUUUUUUAAAUAAUACAAUCAUGCCAAAUCCGAGACUAAUGAGCCUGGUCCAUGAUAGUUGGCGCUGCGAAAUAGAUUACGAUACAAAAAUUGGUCAAAAUUAUAAUACUUUGAACCAAGAAGUGCUUUUGGAGGAGAUAUCCAUGAAUAAUUUUGAUACAGAAAACAAAAAUAAGAUUUUCUGUUUAUCAUACCUUCAGGCUUCUUUCUUUGCUACUAUUUUAGAAGAUGCACUGACGCAGAUGCGGAUUCUUGUUGAAUGCAAUAAUGAACUCCGAAUUAUUAAAACUAAGUUAGACAUGAAAUUGCUGGUUCCUCUGAAGUAUGGAGUGGCUCAGCCCAAAGUGACUGAUGAACUGGAAUCUAUAGAUCCGAAUAACUUGGUUUGCAAUGAAUAUAAGUUGAACAAAUUGGAUUCUGAUAGAAAAUAUUUUACAACAGUGUUAAGAGAUACUUAUAAAGAUUUGACGCUACACAACCGUUAUGCUGUAUUAGAGGAAUUCGUAAAUAUGUUAGUCGCGACUGAUGAAUACAGACUCAAGGUGGCCGACGAUGAAGUUAAGAAUAAAGGCUUACGCCAUGACCUCAACAAACAAUUACGGCAGCAACGUAACCAUAUUAAGUCGGUAAUUUAUGAUACAGAUGCUAUUAUCGAAAGGUUGAAGAAUUUUGUGGAAGAUGCAGCACUUAAUGCAGAAACUGAGAGUCGAUACGUGGACAGUUGGCAGCGCGCCCGUACGGAGCAACAUUUUCAAACAAUCAUAGACAAUGAAGAGAGUCCAUCCCGAACCAUAGAGUAUUAUAAGCAGAGGUCAGACCACGAACAACGAGUUCACACUGAAGUGGAACUUUUAAUUAAUAUUAUUAUAAACGAAACCUUACAAAAGGUAGAAGACUGGAUGAAUAAAUAUGACAGAGAUAUGGAGCACAUAGAUCUUAAAAUACAGUUGAAGAAAAACGAAUACCAAAAUGAACACGAUCGGCGCGUCGGACUCGAGGAAACGAUUGAGACUCAUGACAAGCAAAUGAAGGAUUGGAACUACUUUAAAGAAGAGCGUGAGAAAGCUAGACUUUACCGUGAGAAGAUGACGAAGUCUGCCAUUAUUGUGCAAGCGUGGUGGAGAGGCCUGCUCGUGCGUCGUGAACUAGGACCAUUUAAAGUAGCUAAGAAACCGAAAGGUCCCAAACCUAAAAAAUAACUUUGAUAUUUUGUAAUAUCGAUGAAAUGGAAUGUUCUUAAUGGCAUAAUUUUAGUGGCGUUCUCUAUUUAUUAGUUAUUUUUACUUUUUAAAUAUUAUGCUCAAUUUGUAGAAUUGCUCAUUUUG